Molecule: messenger RNA, 3505 nt
Organism: Podarcis muralis (Common wall lizard)
Lineage: Eukaryota; Metazoa; Chordata; Lepidosauria; Squamata; Lacertidae
Gene: UBAC2
Product: UBA domain containing 2
Molecular function (GO): protein binding; serine-type endopeptidase activity
Source: RefSeq, a predicted model, not a curated record
GAGGCUCCUGGGCCUCCUGAGGGAGCAGCGGGCCAGCGAAGGCGUCGCGGCGGCGGCGGGGGAGCGAGCGAGCGGCGGCGGCGAGGCCUGCGGCCCGGGACCAUGUUCACCAGCACCGGCUCCAGCGGGCUGUAUAAAGCACCUCUGUCAAAAGGCCUCUUAAUAAUACCGAGCACUCUCUCACUUCUGUUGGCUCUGCUCUUUCAACAUUAUCAGAAGUUCUUCACAUACAAUCUGCAAGCAGUAAAAGAGGAAUUUCAGGUUUGGAGACUUGUAUGUGGGAGAACAGUAUGUCUUGAUCUCAAAGACACAUUCUGUAGCAGCUUGCUCAUCUACAACUUCAGGAUAUUUGAAAGAAGAUAUGGCAGCAGAAAAUUUUCGUCAUUUUUGCUGGGCUCCUGGAUGCUGUCAGUAUUGUUUGAUCUUCUCCUUGUAGAAGCUGUUGAAUAUUCUUUUGGCCUCACCAUCAAUAGUUUGCCAUCGGGAUUCUUGGGCCCUGUAUUUGCUCUUUUUGUACCAUUUUAUUGCUCCAUUCCAAGAGUGCAAGUGACACAAAUUCUAGGCCAGUUUUCCAUCACAAACAAGACACUGGUCUAUAUAUUGGGUUUGCAGCUUUUAACUUCUGGGUCUUACAUCUGGAUUGUAGCUUUAAGUGGGCUGAUUUCUGGAAUGUGCUACAGCAGCAGCGUGCUAAAAGUGUACCAUGUACUUUGUGUACCCAGUGGUGUGGCGAGAAUAUUUGCUUGGACUCUUGAACCAAUUUUCUCGUCUGUGGAGCCAUCCAGUGAGAUAAGCGUUGGAAUGGGAGCAACUGUGGACAUACAGAGGCAACAAAGAAUGGAGCUAUUGGAUAGGCAAAUCUUGAUGUCUCAGUUUGCCCAGAUGAGGCAUCAAAGACAGCAGCAGGGUGGAAUGAUCAACUGGAAUCGUCUCUUUCCUCCUUUACGCCAUCGACGGAAUGCAAACUAUCAGGAUAAUCACCAGACAGAACAUGAGGUGCUACCUCCGGCUGAAGUUUCUGAAGAACAGGUCACACGGCUCAUGGAAAUGGGAUUUUCCCGACUGGAUGCUCUGGAAGCUUUGAGGGCUUCAAAUAAUGACCUUAAUGUAGCCACCAACUUUCUGCUCCAGCACUGAGCAGUGCCUGCACGAAGGAUUUGACUUUUCACGUUUGGUGUGCUGCCCAGAAGAAGACUUCAGCCAUUUACUGGAUAGACUUCUGAAUGUCUAAAUCCAGAAGAAUAAGCUGACUCCUCACAUGUGACAUAUCAGAGCAGAAAUGAUGGAUGGCACUGGACAUACCUGACUCUUGAAUGGUGAUUUGUACUGGCCAGAUUGCACUUGAAGAGUACUUUCAAUCGUACAAAUAGCUUGUAUUCAAUAUUUAUUUUGACAAAUUCUGUGGUUUUCCCCCCAAAACACACAACAACAACACAAAAUCAGCAUAAAAUAUUUUAUCAUUCCUAAUAACUAGGAACAGGAGGAAACCAAAAAGCGUGUACUAUGGCUCUUUUUGCAAAAAAAUACAGGUUUUCCAAUCUUGCAUCACUUUCCUUUUUCUGAUCUUUAACGUUUUUGAACAUUUCUUUCAUCUCCUGCAUCACAGCUCUAAGAAAUGUGAAUAAUUACUUAGCCAUGUGAUUUCAUUAAAGGGAGAGAGGACUGUGAUGUUCUUGUUCAGAGGAGUCUGUUAACAUUUCUGAAAAAUGUUAAUCUCCACUCUACCUUUCUCAACCUUUAAGUCAUCCAUGUAGCUAAACAGGGAUACUAAAAAAAUUAAGAGCAAUAUUGGCAAGUCACAGUAGAUUGGCCAUAUACAUCUAAUAAAAAAUGGUUAUACUUCACUCAAAAUAUGCGAAUGGAGAAAUAAAAAUGAACUAGUUUGGUAACAUUGCCAUCACCAUAUUUCCCCCCCCCCAUAAUAUCUCAGGUUUCUAAGAAAACAUGGAUCAGGCAUAGAACACUCGAUAGAAAUAAUGUAUCAUUGGUAUUCUGCUGGUGGGAUUUAACUGAAAAUAGGUUGCACAGCAGACACAACUAUUGUUGCCUCUUGUCACUUUUUAAAAGGGAAAGAAGAAGGGAGGGCAAGUACUGGGUUAAAGAUGAGUCCCUGUCUGAAAGGUUGAAGGCUACGCAUGUUGGUAUGUGCUUUGCUCUAUAUCUUAACCAAGAAAGAAGUACCAGGGCUAAAGCCCACCUGUAGCAUAUGCAUUUUAGGUGGAAUCUUUAUGCAGUUUAGGUGGAACCUUUGCAUCCUAAUGCCAGACAGAUGUGAGCUACUUGGGAUUACUCAGGAACUCUGUCCAUGCUGCAAGGCAUUGUUUUGUUUUCUGUGACUGAGUAUUGGCAUUCAGAAUAUGUUCUGUAUGAGUCGCAGCGAAUCUUGGCUCAAAUCAGUCCACACCUAGGCUACAUAUAUGCACAUUGUCUAUGGGCUGGAUCCAGAUCAGAUCACCUUUAUUGACCCAAGAGCUACAUUCACCCUUAGCCAACCCUUGGCAGAAGUAGUCGUGACCACCCCGCGUUCCUGUGUGUCUGCGUGCUCACAUAUAAAUAGGUACACAUCGCCCAUCUCCUCGGCUGACCUGCACAAAUCAACUGCAGAGAGUCUUUGCUCUCUCCAUGCUCGACAAACGAUUGAUCUGAUUGCGAGGAAAGGGGCAAAUUGAAUCAAGGUGCUGGACUGGUUAUAAAUCUUUCUGCCCACUCAAGUGCUAUGUCAACUUUUUUUCUUUUCGAGUCUUGGGGGAGGGGGUGGGCAAAAAAAUUGCUUGAGUGGCCUAAUACAUUCACUGUGCCUGGGAUUGAUCACUCGUGGCUUCGAUCUCAAGUGCUUUUUAAGUUGUUGACUUUAAGGUUCCAUGCCACCUUGAAGACUAGCUUAUGCCAUAAUAAAUUUAUUUGAAUGCCAUGGUGACUAAUGCUGCUUCCCUUCUCAAAUCUUCUUGAAAUCAUAAUUUUAAAAAUGCCUAUAAUAGCCACAUCAUAUCAGGGUUGGAUGCAGAACUUUGAGCCAUAAUUUAUUAAUAUUUCUGGGUAGCCUUUUAACCAAUUAAAGCCUUCUGUAUCCCAGUCACAGUCACAGUUAAACAAAAAUAUGAAUAUUACAAUUGUUAGCAUAGAAUGAAAACUCUGAAAACAGCAGCAAAGAAUGCCCGUGCACCCUUCCUUUCAAAUAAGCCUGCAUGGUGUUUCUCUUGUUUUUCAAAUACUGCGGUUUGUCGACUGUACAUCGUUAUCUUGGUGAUCUUUCAGGUUUCAAUGACUGCUGCUUGCAGUCUCGUGUGUAGUUAUGGCAUAUCUAAUUUCAGGAUCACACUUUUUAGGGUGUGUGUUUUGCUGAAAAAGAUUUAUAGCAAAAGUAACAUUUGUAAAAGCAAGUGAGAAAAAAAAAUCAACUGUUCAGAAAACACCCUCAACAAUCUUACUUGUAAUUUAUCAUACCGCAAUUGGUUUUAACGGACCACUAUAGGGAUUUCUUGAUUAAAAUGUUUUUAUUAUUUUA